AAACUAAAAUAUAAAUCUAUUCUAAAAAAGAUGGUAAUAAAACUAAAAUAUAAAUCUAGUCUAAAAAGAUGGUAAUAAAAGUAAAAUGUAAAUCUAGUCUAAAAAGAUGGUAAUAAAAGUAAAAUGUAAAUCUAGUCUAAAAAAGAUGGUAAUAAAAGUAAAAUAUAAAUCUAGUCUAAAAAGAUGGUAAUAAAAGUAAAAUGUAAAUCUAGUCUAAAAAAGAUGGUAAUAAAAGUAAAAUGUAAAUCUAGUCUAAAAAGAUGGUAAUAAAAGUAAAAUGUAAAUCUAGUCUAAAAAGAUGGUAAUAAAAGUAAAAUGUAAAUCUAGUCUAAAAAGAUGGUAAUAAAAGUAAAAUGUAAAUCUAGUCUAAAAAAGAUGGUAAUAAAAGUAAAAUAUAAAUCUAGUCUAAAAAGAUGGUAAUAAAAGUAAAAUGUAAAUCUAGUCUACAAAAGAUGGUAAUAAAACUAAAAUGUAAAUCUAGUCUAAAAAAGAUAGUAAUAAAACUAAAAUGUAAAUCUAGUUUAAAAAUGGUAAUAAAACUGAAAUGUAAACUUAGUCUAGAACAGAUGUUAGAAGAACAAAAAAUGUAAAUCUAGUUUUAGUUUGAGAUCUGGAAUGAGCAAUUGACAAGCCGCUAAUCUACCACAAAGUUUGUUGGUCUUCUCCUUCAUGAGGGAGAGAUGACCGGCUGUACGUUCGAGUGCUUAACACCCGUAUGUGGAAGUCCAAAAUUACCAUGUGAACGAAACACCCGUAUGUUCGAUUUUCACUGUGUUACGCAACAUCAGGUCAACUGAAAUGACAUAAUGAUACGUCUAAAUCGGAGACUAUCUAUUCAUACCUCUUACAUUGCGGCAAAGAAAGCCAUAAGACGGCUCCUGCGAGAAGGCGGUAUGGACAAACACGACAUCACGUGUCUGGUCGUAGGACUCGGAAACUACGGCAAAGAGCGUACGCGACAUAGUGCGGGAAGGCUUGUCGUCGACAGCUUGGCCGCCUCGUUAGAUUUAGAAUGGGAAAGAAGGAGGGAAAUUCUCGGUCACGUGGCUGAGUUGACAACAGAUGACAAGAGACUUUUACUUCUCAAACCGAGACUGUAUAUGAACGAGAACGGAAAGAGUGUGGCAAAAGCGGUUAAACAUUUUGGUGUUCUUCCUGACGAUGUCUUCUUGGUGCAUGAUGACUUGGAAUUACCUUUGGGGAAGUGUGAUAUCAAGAUGGGCGGUAGUGCAAGAGGACACAAUGGGGUUCGAUCUACAAUGACACACCUUCAGUCAGAUAAAAUGGGUCGACUGAGAUUUGGAAUUGGACGUCCUAUACUCAAGCAGCAUGUGACUAGCUAUGUAUUAAGUGAGUUUGACGACACUGAAUUGUCACUAGUUCAAGCAACCGUUCAGACGUCCGUAGAAUUAUUGAUAAUGAAAUUUGCUCAUUUUAUACCACAACUGAAAGACAGCAUUCAUGACGAUGAACACAGAAGAGAACAGAAAUAACAUGUAGUAUGUAUGUAUGUACAGACAGGCCAUUGACAGGAGCAAUGCCUGAAUGCUGUAUUUAUAUUUAACUUAAGACAGAAUGUGUAUAUGAAAUUGAUCACACUAUUUGCUGGUACCGUGGCCACUCACA
Molecule: messenger RNA, 1626 nt
Organism: Corticium candelabrum
Lineage: Eukaryota; Metazoa; Porifera; Homoscleromorpha; Homosclerophorida; Plakinidae
Product: probable peptidyl-tRNA hydrolase
Exons: 4
Coding region: 807-1493 (228 amino acids)
Molecular function (GO): peptidyl-tRNA hydrolase activity
Source: RefSeq, a predicted model, not a curated record